Molecule: messenger RNA, 2240 nt
Organism: Papaver somniferum (opium poppy)
Lineage: Eukaryota; Viridiplantae; Streptophyta; Magnoliopsida; Ranunculales; Papaveraceae
Product: dynamin-related protein 1E-like
Exons: 15
Coding region: 135-1973 (612 amino acids)
Cellular component (GO): microtubule; cytoplasm; membrane
Molecular function (GO): GTPase activity; GTP binding; microtubule binding
Source: RefSeq, a predicted model, not a curated record
UCCAGAAGAAUAAUAAUCCCCAUUCCAAGAUUUUUCAAACUUCUCCAGCCCAGGGUUUCGUUUCUUCCUAUUUCUCCUCUCUCUCAGAGUUCUGACAGUUUAGAAAUUUUAGGGUUUAGUAAGAAAAAAAUAAGAUGGCAACAAGUAUGGAGAGUUUAAUCGGUUUAGUAAACAGAAUACAAAGAGCUUGCACUGUUCUUGGUGAUUACGGUGGUGAUAACGCUUUACCUACUCUUUGGGAAGCUCUUCCUUCUGUUGCUGUUGUUGGCGGACAAAGUUCUGGAAAAUCUUCAGUUCUGGAGAGUAUUGUUGGACGUGAUUUUCUACCUAGAGGAUCUGGGAUUGUUACUAGGAGGCCAUUAGUUUUGCAGCUACACAAAAUUGACGAUGGAACUGAGUAUGCGGAAUUUCUUCAUUUACCUAAGAGGAGGUUCACCGACUUUGCCAUGGUGCGAAAAGAAAUUCAAGACGAAACUGAUAGAAUUACAGGGAAAUCCAAAGAGAUAUCACCUGUUCCUAUUCAUCUUAGUAUUUACUCCCCAAAUGUUGUUAAUUUGACAAUGAUAGAUCUACCUGGUCUCACUAAGGUUGCCAUAGAGGGACAACCACAAUCUAUUGUCGAAGAUAUUGAAAACAUGGUUCGCUCUUAUGUAGAGAAGCCAAACAGCAUCAUACUAGCAAUAUCUCCAGCAAAUCAAGAUAUAGCAACAUCUGAUGCUAUUAAACUCGCUAAAGAAGUUGAUCCGCUAGGUGAAAGAACAUUUGGUGUGCUGACCAAGCUAGAUUUGAUGGACAAGGGAACAAAUGCAAUUGAGGUUCUCGAAGGACGAUCAUAUAGGCUGCAGCAUCCUUGGGUUGGAAUUGUUAACCGUUCUCAAGCUGAUAUCAAUAAAAAUGUUGAUAUGAUUGUUGCACGACGUAGAGAGCGUGAAUAUUUUGCAACUAGUCCUGAUUAUGGACACCUAGCGCAUAAGAUGGGUUCAGAAUACCUUGCUAAAUUACUCUCACAGCACUUGGAGUCUGUUAUCAGAACACAAAUACCAGGUAUAGCAUCAUUGAUCAACAAAUCUAUUGAGGAACUUGAAGGAGAGAUGGACCACCUUGGCAGGCCUGUUGCUGUCGACGCCGGGGCCCAGUUGUACACCAUCUUAGAACUUUGCCGUGCCUUUGACCGGAUCUUCAAGGAGCAUCUGGAUGGAGGGAGACGUGGUGGAGAUCGUAUAUAUGGAGUAUUUGACAAUCAGCUUCCUGCUGCAUUGAGGAAGCUGCCGUUUGACCGACAUCUAUCGUUGGAUAAUGUGAGGAAAGUUGUUUCGCAGGCAGAUGGUUAUCAACCCCAUCUGAUUGCUCCGGAGCAAGGUUACAGGCGUCUCAUUGAAGGGGCUCUCAAUUAUUUUAGAGGGCCAGCUGAAGCUUCUGUAGAUGCUGUACAUAACGUACUCAUGGACCUUGUCAGAAAGUCAAUCGGAGAAACACAGGAGUUGAGGCGUUUCCCAACACUUCAAUCUGAAAUAGCUGCAGCAUCAUAUGAAGCCUUAGAAAGGUUCCGGGAGGAGGGUAGGAAAACAACCUUGCGAUUGGUGGAUAUGGAAUCCUCCUAUCUGACUGUGGAUUUCUUCAGGAGACUCCCUCAGGAUGUGGAGAAGGGGGGGAACCCAGCUGCUUCCACUGUGGAUAGGUACACAGAGGGUCACUUCAGGAGGAUUGGAUCAAAUGUCUCCUCAUAUGUGGGUAUGGUGUCUGAUACUCUCAAGACCAAUAUCCCUAAAGCAGUUGUGUAUUGUCAAGUAAGGGAAGCAAAGAUGUCUUUACUCAAUCACUUCUAUACACAAGUGGGCAGAAAAGAGGGUAAACAGCUAGCGCAACUAUUGGAUGAAGACCCUGCUUUGAUGGAAAGGAGGCAGCAGUGCGCCAAGAGGCUGGAAUUAUACAAGUCAGCAAGGGACGAGAUCGAUUCGGUGGCAUGGGCGUGAUAAGAUCAAACAAUUUUUAAAUCAAAUAUAGCCCUCGGUAUAUUUUAUCUAGUUUGUGAUAUGGAUUACUGGAUCGCUCAAAGAUUGUAUUCUCUAUUCUUUCUGUCAUCAGCUUUUUGACGAGGCCAAGUGUUUGUAUAUUCUUUUUAAAAAAAUUCUGAUGUCAGGUUGUAAAAAUGCCUCAGCUGUUUUUCCAUGUCAAUAUCAGUAUUCGGAGACUGGUUUUAUUUUAGUAUAAGCAUUGAUAAUUUUAGUUCCAACUUUUAA